AAACGUAAUGUGCUCGUUCUCAGUCGACAUACGGACGGACUGGUGGAUUGAUAUCGCCUAAACACUACGACACAAUUGUACUUUUUAUAUCUGAAUUGUUCCGAAAUGCUGUCACGGUGUCUUCUUAUUGUGUUUGUGGCGGGUGCGCUGUCUGCUCCAGUGGACGAACCGAUACGAGUCGAUCUACCAGUAUACGAUACGCCACAGUCAAGUGUCCACCUCACCGAACCCCUCUUACCAGAGAACCAUCCAGAAUUGAGAAUGAAUAAAGAAUCAAUCGUCGACAAUUUUCUAUCGCACAAAGACACUAAAUUAACACAAAGCAGUCCUCCGAUCGGUUCUGUGAAUUACGGUGGUGGCUUGUUUUCGGCUCCUGUAACUACAUUAGAAGGCGCUCUGCUAGAAACCGAAGGUUUAGGAAGCAAGACUCUCUCGGUCAAGGAAAAUGUGCAAAAUGUUGCAGCUGGUAUUUUCCAGCCGAAACCAAUAGUAGAUACAAUACAAGAAGAGGAGAAGUACGGCAACAAUGGUGACAAAUUUUAUAGUGCAGGAAGGGCUAUCGUCUCUGGUGCUGAAAGUGUUUCGAAUUUCGUCAAUACCGUUCUAGAGGUGCCUGUUAAACUUUUUAGGGACGUAACUAGAAAAGCCACGGAAAAAUUGAAUAACUUGGGAGGAAAAUUAAUUGGUUUAUAAUUUAAGUUUUUAAAACUAAAUAUGUAUUGUUAUUUUUUAAGAAUAUUGUACAAAUUUUUAUUAAAUAUGUGGUUUUAUUGAA
Molecule: messenger RNA, 775 nt
Organism: Papilio xuthus (Asian swallowtail)
Lineage: Eukaryota; Metazoa; Arthropoda; Insecta; Lepidoptera; Papilionidae
Source: RefSeq, a predicted model, not a curated record